CGUCCCGACCACCCCCUCGUCCUCUGCAUCCACCACCUCACUCCUCUCCUCACAAGCUGAGGAAAGCAGCGGCGUCGUGGACAGAGCAGAAGAAGGUUGGGAGGUGGUAAGGAGAGGCCGUCGCAGCUGUGGAGGCAGCACAGCGUCUCUUAAUCUGCAUAGCAAUGCUACGUCCCUGGCUGCUAUCCCUGUUCAAUCAUCGGUCUAUCGCAGCGCUGGAUGCUCGUCUACUGCGACCAUUCAUCAAAAAACUGAUGGCGCUCCAGGGAGCUGGUAUCGUGAGCGCUAUAGUGCCCCGAGUUCUGCUACAUCCUUGCCCUCCUUGGCCUCGCUGGGCGACCAAACCAAGAAUGUGCCUUCAAAGCCGGAGGGAACCAAGCAAACUUCCCCAGAGAGCUCCGGUUCCGCUAUUUGUGAUGAAGAAGGAAGAGUCAUGCCUCUGAGUGGGGUGAAAAUUCCGACGAGCUGUGAAAUGGAAGGCUCUCGAGAUGAUGUUGUGAAGAAACGGUUAGUGAAAGAAAAUUCGGAUGAAGUGAAAAGAAAAAAUAAAGACGCUUCUGGUGAAUCGAAAGGCAAAAAUAAAGUUACUAGGGCCAAAUCGUUCACGAACAAUCGUUCGGCUGGCUGUAAAUUCUCUUCAGCUGAAGACAUAAACUGUAGGAAUGGAAAAACUCGACAAUCAAAUGCAAGAAACCGUAAUUAUUCUCAAAGAAACGGUUUCUGCAAAGAAAAUAUUUCAAGUUCGACUGAGGGUAGCAAGGUUUUAACCAGUCUUUCAUCCAAGAAAUUGGAUAUCAAAGAGGGUUCUGAUGUCAACAAAUCGAUAAAGUCAAACGAUAAGUCAUCGUUGACACCUUCUAUUUCCUCGUCAACAACUGAUGUAAGGAGAAGUAAAAGCUUCGUUUUAAAUCCUUUACAUGACGGUAAAAGUGAAGAAAAGGGUAAGAAAAAGUCCAAGUCAUCUGGUUCUUUGGAGGGACAAAAGCUUGGUACGGAACAAGCCAAGCCUAAUGACAUCAGCAGACGUAGGAAAUAUUUAACUGAAGAAACUACAACUAAUGCCGCAUUAGAGACGCGAAGCUCUGUUCGUGAUGACAGCAGUACGCUUUUGAAAGAAAUGAACAAAAAAAUUGCGCGGGAUCCUAAGGAUUUUUUCAGCCGUGGCAAGGCUUCUUCUGAUGCCUUUAUGGAAUACCAAAGCAAGUACAAGAAAUCCGGGAAAGACGGAACGAACAAACAUUCGACAGCGGCUCGAGAAAACAAAUCGCUCAAGGCUGAAAAAUACGGCAAAGACGGAACAGACCAACAGUCGAAAGUGACUAGAGAAAAUAAAUUAUUGAAGGAAGAAAAUGAAGAGAUGAAAGGAACGUGUUCAAGUUUAUCUAGCUAUCAGACUGAGGCAAAUGGUAGUAAUAGUUUAACCGAGGACACAGAAAUUAUUCAGGGCGGUGUGUCGUACAGAUACGGCGAAGUCAUGGCUCGUUUACAUGAAGAAAUCAUCGAAGCUGCCGCUGUCGGUGGUGGUUCUUCUGCUGAUGCUCCUUCAAGCUUCUAUGCUUCUCAAAGCAUGGAAUUACUUGCUGAGAAGCUGGAAGUUACCGCAACAUCAGACGCCGUUGAGGAGGACGCGGAGGACGCGGCUGCCGACGCCGACCUCAGGGACAACGCUGCGGCCAUCGAGAGCGCCGUGGCGGAGGAGCAACGACUUAAGCAGCAAAUACACGACACUGAGAACACUGACUGUACCGCUACCGUCUCCGGCGAUAACUCAUCAGAGUCGGGAUCGGAGCCAUGUUCCCUCACAACGAGCGGACAAUUAAACUAUAACGGAACUGAGCAAGGCCAAGGCGUGGCAGAUCAGUCGCGUAGAGAAGGCAACCGGCAUCGCGACGAGUCCACCGACACAGAAGAUGAUGACGAACUCGAGAUGGACAGCAAGGCCAUACUCGAGAUCUUCGCGUCUCUUGACUGGUCUGAGGAGAAUGUAGAGUCAUGUCGCGGUGUGCUGGAGAGCUCAGGGGUGCGAGAGCCUGGUCGCGUACUGCAGAUCCACGAGAAGCUGUCGUCGCCCUCACGUAAACUGCCGCUGGCUGAGAAGCUGCGGCGACACAACGAGAGACUUGCUAAGGCUGAGAUGCUGCGCCAGACCUUCAUUGAUUCCAAGACUGAGAAACUCAAGGAACUCUUCAAACGGAUAGAGGAGGUAAGCAUGGACAAGGAGCGGCUGCUGGAGGAGAAGAGGCACCUGCUGGAGCGCAAGAUGGACCGCGCUGAGGAGAAGCGGCGUCAGCACCUACAGGACAUCGUCGCCAAGGCUCACGACGAGGACAACAAGGGACGAGAGAUCGCCUUCAUUAAUGGUCUUGAAGCGCAGAAUAAACUACACGACCUCCUGCAACAACAUCAGAGUCACUCGUCACGUCUGGCGGACAUCGCGGAGGAGCGCAGCCGCCGUCAGGAGGAGAAGGCGGCCAAAGAGAUGGCCGCUCAGGAGAGGCGUAGAGCCUUGGAGGCCGAGAGACAAGCGCGUCUGCUGGAGCUGUGCGAGAAGCGCCGUGAGCGCUGUGAGCGCAUCGACAGGCAGCAGGCGGAGCGACGGGAGGAACUGCUGGAGCAGGCGAGGGAGAAGGCCAGGGACAGACAGGAGCGUCUCACUGCCUUGUUGCUGGCGCAGCAGGCGAAGGAAGACGAGCUGGUGAAGCGCAUCCUGCUGAAGCAGCAGGAGUCUGCCCGCCGUCACGAGGAGAACAUCGAACAAAUCAAGCGUCGCGCCCUCGAGUCCUCCAUCCUCAGAUGCUCCACGGGCUGUGAUGACGCUCCUAAAAUAUGCCGGUAUGAGCGGCAGAAGUUGUGCACGCUGUGCCAGUGUCUGCUGAGCUCUGAAGUGUACCUACUGAGCCACCUCAGAGGCGCCCGCCACCAGGAGGCGCUACGGGAGCUGCACGAUGGCCAGCACGUCUCCACGGAGGACACCGCCACCUGCAACCUCAAGCAUAUCAUAGACGCUCCUGAUAACAUUGAGGACCCCCAGGUCACGCGAGACAAGGAGCGGCAGAAGACACUCAAGAAACGCUGUCGCAAAAUUCGCGCUCGUAUGGCCGCUCGUGGCCAAAAUUACGACGGCCCCUUGAAGUCUUCAACGCUACCUUCGUCUGCCAACAGCAAACGAAUCAGCAAAGCUCUUUUUGCCAUCACAAAACUGCAGACAAAUCAGGGCUCUGGACCCUGGGCUGCCGCUGAAGUUGCUGCUUUGGACAAAAAUUUACUUGAGCUUCUGAGGAUUCUUGAUAAAAAAUGCACUGGAGACAAGGAAGCUUUCUGUGCUCUUGGUGGAUUUGGGAAAAUCAUUGAAUUUUUAAGUUCACUGAAAUCUGGCGAAGAUUCUUCAUUGGAUAGUAGCGAUGAGAUAGAAGCGUCCGAAGUACAAGAGAACAACAAAGAAAAUUGCCGAGAAAAAGCAAAGCAUUCUAAAGGCUCUGAUUCAACGAAUUCUAAUCGCAAAAAGAAAAAGCUCAAUUCAUCCGACCGAACCAAGUCUUCAUCUACAAAUACGAAAUCCGUCAGUAACAAAAACAAACAGCGGUCUUCUCACAAUCUUGAAGAUGACGACGACAUUGACUCCAUACUGUCCAUGAGCCUUUCCCAAGAAUUGAACUCCAUGACGCCGAACAUUUUAUCUACGAAACCAACUCCCUGUGUGGUACCUGAGAAAUCUUUGGGGCUCUGUAGCCGAGUUCUACUGCAGGCUGUAGCAGGGCAUCCUGGCAACAGUCGUCACUUGGUUUACUCUAACCAAAUCGUGGCUCUGCUGGACUGGCUCAUGCAUCGUCUGCAGAGUCUGCAACAGCGCGCUCAUGAAGCACCCGCCUCGGUAGCGGGCGGGGCCUCGGUGAUCAUGUCGCUACCUACAGACCCCGCCGUGGUACAUACGCUUGAGGUGCUGGCUGAGGUGCUCACGGUGGUGUCUGAGUCUGACCUCAACAAUAACAGCCCUGGAGAAGAUAGUUCUAAAGGCACCCCUUCAGGGGGCUCAUCUUCUGGGGGAACCUCCUCUAGGGGCACCUCGCAGCGCGCCCUUGUCAGGAGCAGCAGCGGCAGCUCCGCCGGUGAAAACCAGGCCAAGGAAACCCAAGACUUCGCGUGGUUCAGGUUACAGGACGUAGUAAGCUACUGCGUGGCGGUGGGUGUAGCAGACCGGGUGAGCUGGUAUCUGGGACACGUCCAGGGCCCGGGGGACAUCGAGGCAGACCCUGCCGUGUCCCAGCUCAUCCUGGCAGCCAUGCAGCUCCUGUCUGCCCUGGUCAGCACCCUGCUCAAGGGCCUGGGCAGUAACUACAAAGGCGACCCUACACACCUGCUCGGCACUCUGAAGGUGACGGACGCGUGUGGGGUAGUAAGCCUUCUCUACGGUCUACUGCUACACGACGGUGGUCGCUCAGCGUAUCUUUCUACCUCCUCCAACUCUAACGCCACCACCGGUACUCUCUCACCAUCCCCCAACACAAUAACUCUAACAUCUCCCUCUACUAACGUCACUCCGGUCCCAUCCAGUUUAACCACAAGUACGAGUAGUUCAUUACCAUUUACCCCUGUCACUACGCCCUCACCAGUUCAUCAAUUUAAACAACCAUCGUUCAAGUCCGACUGGUCGGCUGAAAUAUCAAGCAAUAAUGUGGUGGAAAGUUCGAGUUGUUCUUUACAGCCCGCCAAACUACAGCCUGAUAUAGAGAAGAUUACCCUAGCUGCUACCACCCUUCUCCGCAACCUGGCUGUUCUUGAUCUCGGUGUUUUCCAGGGAGUCCUAGGCAGUGAAGGGAUAAGCUUGGAGCUGCGUCACGUGGCGAGCUUCUUGUUAUGGCACAGCUCCUACUGGCCCUCCGAGGACAUCCUUAACAACGUCAUCGCUCUCGUAGGCUUCCUUACUGUCAACAAUCCCGACAAUCAGUGCGUGGUGCAGAGCGGCGAGACGCCCACGGUGCUGCAGCAGCUGUGUGCUCUGCCGUGGCAGUAUUUCAGUGAACCUCGCCUCACGACCGUGCUGUUCCCGACGCUGCUCGCCUGCUGCGCCGGCAACCCGCACAACGCUGCCAUCCUACACUCAGAGAUGAGCGCACAGGUGCUGCUGGAUUACGUACAGAACGAGGGCAAGGCGUGCACCAACCCUCUUAUGGGCCUCCUGCUACAGAACGAGGGUAGCCUGCUGCUGGUGCCUGCUGCUACAGAACGAGGGUAGCCUGCUGCUGGUGCCUGCUGCUACAGAACGAGGGUAGCCUGCUGCUGGUGCCUGCUGCUACAGAACGAGGGUAGCCUGCUGCUGGUGCCUGCUGCUACAGAACGAGGGUAGCCUGCUGCUGGUGCCUGCUGCUACAGCGUCAGGGUAGCAGGCUACUGCAUGAAUGCAUGUUAAGGAAUGUGAUAGAUUUGUCACCGCGUUAAGCUAACAAAUUGUUAUUAAGUUAUAACCUCUACAUGACUCCGCUUGAGGGUAACAAAUGAAAGGGUAAUUACACAAUAACCUCGACAUACACUUGCAUCAAAGUACCAGUAAUUAUUACCGGUGGCAUUCGUUCGCUUUACAGUAACAAACGAGAGGGUAAUGAAGUAUUAACCUCGACUUGCUCUGCAUCUCACGCUACCUCAACAGAAAUAGGGCGAAAUAAUACCGAUUUGAAUAUUUUUUGGUUUAUCCGUCCUAAGCCUUCACUUCUCAUCGAUGACAUACCAACAAUGUUGGUAUUUUGUCUCACUGCUACCUUUUCUCCAUCAAUAAUAUACCUAAUAAAACGUUUUUCCAUUAACAAUGGCAUGGGCUUCUACCCACAUUCAAGUGUAAUAAUUACUAUUCAGAAUUAUUGAAUACAUGUCUCACAAUUAUUCGUGCUCUUGGUCCACGCUUUUUCCGGUCUCGUUUUGAAUCGUGGUAGUCCGUCCUUAUUGUUUUAUGUACAUGGAAGUUUCUUAAGAGAACUAUUUCUUUCCGAUCCCAAACCUUGAUUAGUAACUUUACCUUGCGUCUCACUGGUCUCUAUAUGUAGCUUUAAUAGAUCUUAAGUUUGCGCUUACAUUUUUUGACAACCGGUAUCAAGACCAAUUCGAUGCAUCUGUCAUUUUAUUAAAAAUGUCAAGAGAUAUUUUUCCAAUUGUUACAAUAUUUGUUAUUAAUUCUUGAGGAAAUUAUUUACUGUGACGGACUUGCGAGGAGGGCAAUUCGAUUUGUAAGCUAGCAAGUCAGUGCAUUUUUAGCAAUGUACUUAGCCAGGGCAAAACAGUAUUUUUUUCGCAUAAAUUUUUUGCAUUAACUUAACGAUUGACGUCUGGGACCCUUAUUCCCAUAACCAGGCUUUGCAUCAACAGCUUUUGUGUUAUAAUAUUCUAUCCUACACUCAGGUAAUUGAUGGGGCCAUAUUGGUUAAAAAGUGACACGCUUUCAUGCCCACAGUCCGAGCAGAGAGUAACUGUAUUACAGAUGUGUCCUUUUUAGCGCAUUUUCUCAUUUAUGGAAAAAAGGCGCAAAU
Molecule: messenger RNA, 6515 nt
Organism: Hyalella azteca
Lineage: Eukaryota; Metazoa; Arthropoda; Malacostraca; Amphipoda; Hyalellidae
Product: S phase cyclin A-associated protein in the endoplasmic reticulum
Exons: 18
Coding region: 434-5233 (1599 amino acids)
Molecular function (GO): zinc ion binding; nucleic acid binding
Source: RefSeq, a predicted model, not a curated record